ACCUCGAGCACGGCUGAAGUUCCAAAGCCAGCACCACGCAUGUUCUGUAGGCAGCACUACGGGCAGUGCGCAUGUUCUGGAGCCGGUAACGCCGGGCAUUGCGCAUGUUCUGGAGCAGGAGCUGUCGCCAUGGUGUCUCAGGUUGUCAAAUUGUCAGCUCUUCCAGCUGGCCUGGGCCUGGUCUCUUUCAAAGUAUAUGCUUCAAAUAAAAGUCACCAGGAUAAGGAUCUGAUCAAGCCUGAACAGCUUUCAGUUUACAAUGAACCUUCUACAAACUCCAAGUACAUAACUGAACAGCCUGGUUGGCUCCUUCAACGGAUUUCUAUUGUGAGACAAAAGGUUCAACCGUUUGCUACUCAAUGCAAGGGUGCAUAUAAUGCUAUUAAAAGUGGUGCAGAAAAUACAAUUACAUUUGGGCAAGGUGCCUACGUUUUUCUCAAGGAUCCACCUGAAGGAUUCUUCCCAAGAAUGGGUGUGAUAACUGUGUCUGGAUUGGCUGGAUUAAUUCUGGCAUCAAGAGGUCCACAGUUUAAGAAGAUGGUAUAUCCUGUGGGACUUGCAACUGUAGGAAUGGCCAUUUGUUACCCUCAAGAAGCUAUUUCAGUAGCAAAGUUUUCUGGCCAGAAGAUGUAUGCUGUCAGCCAGGGCAGUUAUGAGGCUGUUCGAUCUCUCUGGAAAAGAAAUACUGCAAAGAAAGAGGGAGACCAGGAGACCACUAAAGUACAGGAGGACCAGCUAAAGCAAGAGUUAAUUGGUAAAGCAGAAAGCACUGAUACUCCACUUGCAGAGGAAUUGCCUCAAAAACUACUAGAGUCAGAAAUUACCUUUGUGCCAACAGAAGAAAAGCAAACGGCUGCAUUUGAUCCUAACUUGAUGGACCAUGGUCAGUCAAAUCCUGAAGAUACAGACUUGUACAGCACUCGAAGCUAAGGACCCAGAAGACUGCAGACAUUUUCAAUAUGCUUUCUGGUAUUUCAAAGAGUCUUUGUUGGCAGUGGAACAAAUUUAUAUAUCUGGAACUGUUAAUAACCACCAUUUAUGCUAGUGUAUGAAUUUAUUUCAUUAUACAGUGUUUAUUUAUUUAUAUCUCAAAAUGUGUCGAUUAUAAACCCGUCAUCUCCUGCUAAGAUUUUACACAUUCAACUGCCACAUUUAAUAAAAAAAUGAGAUUGCUGUUUGUUUAUAUCACAUUGUUUAAUGGUGUACACAACACCCAGAAAAUAAAUAUUGUGUAACUUCAGGAAAA
Messenger RNA from Carcharodon carcharias (great white shark), 1246 nucleotides. Its product is annotated as MICOS complex subunit MIC27-like. NCBI's taxonomy places the organism in Eukaryota, Metazoa, Chordata, Chondrichthyes, Lamniformes, Lamnidae. Gene Ontology annotation, cellular component: MICOS complex. Bases 40 to 930 code for a protein of 296 amino acids. Gene Ontology annotation, biological process: cristae formation. The record is from RefSeq and is a predicted model, not a curated record. The transcript has 9 exons.